This is a messenger RNA of Entrophospora sp. SA101, 1605 nucleotides long. The record is from the annotation of a GenBank genome assembly. NCBI's taxonomy places the organism in Eukaryota, Fungi, Glomeromycota, Glomeromycetes, Entrophosporales, Entrophosporaceae.
AUGUACGUUGUUUAUACAGUUGGUAGAUCUUUUCUUCCAAAACCUAAAAAUCCUUAUUCUAUUGUAUUGGGUGACUCUGAAUCGAUCCAAUUACCACAAUAUGAAGCUUUUCCAAUCCAUGAUAAGGUUAAACAUAAAGAAGGGUAUAUUCUUAAUGUUGGUGGUUCAGAGGGCAAACAAGAUGAUUCUGUUGAUAUAAUUCCGAAAUUAGGGAUAAUAGCAAUAUCCUUUGGGUGUGGUCUUAUUGGAAUUUUUGCUGUUCCUCGGUCAAAAUACAUUAGGGAUAAAUUGAAUUUAUCUAACGACAUUGAAGCACCAUUAUAUAUAAAGUUUACAAAUCCAUUAUUAACUUUGUCAAUUCCGCAUGUUAUAUUUCGUACUAUAAGUUGGGGCGGUAAUCAAAAAAUUGCUGCUGGCUGUACAAAUGAGAUUCUUCAAGCAAAAUUUAACAACAAUAUCAUUGAUCCUGAAGUUACAUCACCUAUUCAAUUCUUUCGCGCGCACGAUUCAUGCAUUAGACAAGUAGUUUGGAAUUCACAUAAUGAUCCUACACAUAUCCUAAGUUGUGGGCAUGAUGGCAGAUUACAAAUUAUUGAAAGUCGAGAUCCUUGGAUGAAAAAUAUGUUUCAACGAAUUAGAUCAUUUAUGAUGACUGCAUGUUGGCCACAUCAUUAUGGCGGAAUAAUUUUUCCUGAUUCUGAAAAUACUGUCAGGUAUAUUAGAAUGGAUGAUUUAAAAAAAUCUACAGGGAUAAUUAUGCAUUAUGCUCCUAUUUGGCGAAUUUCUGCGUCUUAUUUUCAUCCUUUCAUGGCAAGCUGUUCAUCUGAUGGUUCAGUAAAAAUGACAAAUAUUUGCAGAUUAAGAGAUCGUCAACAAAAACCAAUUCAAGUUACAUUGUAUCGAAUUACUUAUAAUAAAUUAACAAAAAUUUAUACAUACUGGGAUAAUGUCAAAUCUACAGAAACAACAUACACAACUGUUAAUGUUGAUAAUUACAACCAUUUUUUUCAGCCAGAAGUUUCAGUUCAACAUGUUAUUUGGAAUCCAAAUUUUGAUAGUGGUACUUGGAUUGCUUCUGGUGGUUCAUCAGAUUCUCAAGUAAACAUGAAUCCAGCUAAAAAAAACAAAAUUGACAUGGAUAAACUCACUGAGGAUGAAAAAAGACUGUUUCGUAUGUAUGGAAGAUUACCUACAAGAAAAGACAUUUUAAGUCAUAAUUCGAAGGAACGUAAAUAUUUUGAUUCUGGAGAUUAUGCACUUUCCAAAGCUGGAAAAACUAUUGGGCCUGUUGGAGUUCAACAUCCAUCACCUGAAACUAUUCCUCAUGCUAUUUCUCCCACGACACAUAACUCUUCACCAGUGAAAGAAAGUUCUUUGGUUUACGAAGCAGAGAUUGAGGAAAAGGCAUCUGACAAUGGUAGCGAAGUUGAAUCACAAUCUAUCAAAAAAAAUCCUUUUAAUGUUGGUGAUAACACUACCUCCAAAUCCACCGAUACAAGCACAACACCAACAACAACAACACCAACCACGCCAAAUAUUCCUCCAACACCAAAUCCAACACCAAAUUUUUCCAACAGUCCAACACCUUCAGAAACUGAAUCAUGA